This is a messenger RNA of Plasmopara halstedii, 504 nucleotides long. RefSeq lists its product as uncharacterized. Bases 1 to 504 code for a protein of 167 amino acids. The transcript is spliced from 5 exons. The record is from RefSeq and is a predicted model, not a curated record. Lineage: Eukaryota; Oomycota; Peronosporomycetes; Peronosporales; Peronosporaceae.
AUGCGAAUUCUGAUUGUGACCUUUAAAAAAUCAGCUGAUCUGUACGACCAUAGCCAAAAUGAGGGUUCAGCUUAUCGAUUUUACGUACUGUUUAAUUGGGGAGUGAGAAAGGUGCUUGGAAAGCGGUGUGAUUCUAUGGCGUACUUUCCACCAAAUUUACUGGAGCUCACACCUACGCCGAAUUACACUCCACAUUGUGUUGCUACUUUCGUGUAUACUGCGUCUGGUUUUCUGGUUAGGAAUGUGUCAUUCGUCUAUCUUGGCUAUUGGUUUGGCGUGUUUGUGGUGGUCCAAUACAAUGGUUUUGUUGUGUACGGCAGCGAUUAUCUUCCAGUGGUCAAGCGCCGUGAGAGCAGGCCGAGUGACGACCCGAGAAUUACAGAGGUCCAAGCAAUGGACAAUAUUACAUCCACUCGUGUUUCUCCAUUUAAUACAUUUAUUAUGGACGUCGGUCAUAUGUAUUCAUGUGAUAAAGCACGGAUUGAGCACUCCAAACGGCAUUGA